AUGGUAUUGUUAAAAAUUCUAAAAAAAAUAAAGGAUAAUAAAAAGAAUCUAAGAAUACUAAUAUUAGGGUUAGAUAAUGCUGGAAAAACAACUAUAAUAAAAAGAUUAUUAGGUGAAGAUAUUUAUAGUGUUAGUCCAACAUUUGGAUUUAAUAUUGAAACAAUAGAAUUUGAUAAUAAUAUUCUAAACAUAUGGGAUAUAGGAGGACAAAAAAGUAUUCGUCAUUUUUGGAAAAAUUAUUAUGAAGAUGUAGAUGGUAUUAUUUUUGUUGUUGACAGUACAGAUUUGUUUCGAUUACAAUUAUGUUCAUUUGAAUUGAAACAAAUAUUAAAAGAGGAAAGAUUAUAUGGAUCUACAUUAUUAAUUUUAUCAAAUAAAGUAGACAUUGAUAAAUCUCUAACUAUUAAUCAAAUAGCUGAGAUACUCAAAUUGAACGAUAUGAGUAUGGACAGGCAUUGGUGUAUAAAUGAAUGUAGUGCCUUUUCUGGUAAAGGCUUAUUAAAAUCUUUCAUGUGGCUAAUUGAUGAUAUAACUGAACGUAUUGAUAGUUCAAAAUAA
Messenger RNA from Plasmodium gaboni, 558 nucleotides. RefSeq names its product putative ADP-ribosylation factor. NCBI's taxonomy places the organism in Eukaryota, Apicomplexa, Aconoidasida, Haemosporida, Plasmodiidae. Gene Ontology annotation, molecular function: GTPase activity; GTP binding. Gene Ontology annotation, cellular component: microtubule cytoskeleton; cytoplasm. The transcript has 2 exons. The record is from RefSeq and is a predicted model, not a curated record. Bases 1 to 558 code for a protein of 185 amino acids. Gene Ontology annotation, biological process: protein folding.